AAUAAUUUUUUUAUUAUGUGUUUUUCAAUUUCGCUUUCAUGUUGCGGUCACAACAGAUACAGAAAAAUAUGUCAGCCAUUUGAGUGGCAGAUCACCAUCGCUCAAUCCAAGAUCAUCGCAGCAGCUAUUGCGAUCAUUUCCCUUCUAUGCGCGAUUCCUUACGGAAUCCUACAUGGCCGCCAGAAAAAGGUAACCAAGCUUCCCGGUAUCCAUGGUUACACCUGUGAGUUUGAUGACGCCUACAAUGCGACCAUUUGGCCUAUGGUCAAUUCGAUACUCUUCAUUUCCAUUUUUGUGUUUGGCUCCAUCCCGAUGUUGGUCUUUUAUGCUCUGAUUGGAAGGCUCGCGCGCAGACACGGUAAGGCUUCCAUAAACACAAUCAUAACGGUCAACUCACACCAAGAUGACGUCAUCAGUGACGUCACUACGAAAUCAACGGAUGACUGCAUCGUUUCAUCGCCCAUGGUCGAAAAAGCAGGACAGACAUCAACCAUCGUUAGAUGGAAUGAGACAUCAUCCACACUGCACACGUCUUUGGCUGAAGCUAAGAGCGGACAGCAGUGCCAGGCUACCAUAACAAAUGCAACGACUGCGCCAGGGAAAACGCUAAGACCCGAGGGGCUAAGUCGAACAACGUUGAUGCUGCUUGCCGUCAGUCUCGUUUUCGUCAUCUCCUUUCUCCGGUUCUUGACGCUGGAAUGUUUCAAGGCGACCGCCCCUCGUGCUUUCUCAUCUCUGAGCGGCCCGUCCCUUGUACUGUUCCAUCUGUUCCACAGGUCUUUUCUUAUCAACAGCGCUGCCAAUCCAAUCAUCUACAGUGUUUGUAACAUCAAAUUCAGGAAAGAAUGUCUGAAAUUAUUCUCAUGUUCGUAA
This is a messenger RNA of Lymnaea stagnalis (great pond snail), 873 nucleotides long. NCBI's taxonomy places the organism in Eukaryota, Metazoa, Mollusca, Gastropoda, Lymnaeidae. The record is from the annotation of a GenBank genome assembly.